Molecule: messenger RNA, 4075 nt
Organism: Diorhabda carinulata
Lineage: Eukaryota; Metazoa; Arthropoda; Insecta; Coleoptera; Chrysomelidae
Gene: Pfrx
Product: 6-phosphofructo-2-kinase/fructose-2,6-bisphosphatase
Exons: 8
Coding region: 443-1855 (470 amino acids)
Biological process (GO): fructose metabolic process; fructose 2,6-bisphosphate metabolic process
Cellular component (GO): cytosol
Molecular function (GO): fructose-2,6-bisphosphate 2-phosphatase activity; 6-phosphofructo-2-kinase activity; ATP binding
Source: RefSeq, a predicted model, not a curated record
UUCAUCGUGUACAUUUCGCGGAUCCGGUCUUUCAAAACAGUUGAUUCUUUACCCGGUUAAAGAUUAGACAAACUAACUCGUGUUUUACAGCAGGGCAAAAGUUUUACCGCGAAAAAAGAUAUUAAACGAUACUAAAAUAUAUAAAAAAUAUAAUAUUUAUUUUAUUUUUGAUUGAUUAGUUUAGCAGACAUGAGCAGUGGACUUGACGUUCUGAGCGGUUCCCUUAGAGUGCGAAAUAAUAGAAUCGGAUCUUGCAAAAAUUAUAAUUGCAAAAUAAGUGAAGUAAAAGCAUGUCCUAGUGUUAUGUCGCCUGAAACUAAAAGGUUAUUGCCUCCUAAUACUGAAACUGUGCAAACGAAACCUUUCCCGAUUAGAGCACAAUUUCUUCAGUAGCGGUGACUUUUUACAUCAAAACGUUUUAUACAUCUUUCAAUAAUCAAGUAUGAGUAGUCCAAAACCUUCCAUUGCAACUUGCCGUUCAUCUACAAGUUCCACAACUUCUUGUAAAUCACUUGGUUGGAGAUUUUUAAAUAAAGAAACCUUUGGACCUCCAGGAGAAAGAGCUAAUUAUGUCAACAGUCCUCACGUCAUCGCAAUGGUGGGACUCCCUGCUCGCGGUAAAACUUACAUUUCAAAAAAGUUAUCCAGGUAUUUAAAUUGGAUAGGUAUAAAUACGAGGGUUUUCAAUUUGGGCGAAUACAGAAGACACGCUACGUCGGCUUACAAAAACCACGAUUUCUUCAGAGCCGAUAAUCAAGAAGCUAUGGCGAUAAGAACACAGUGUGCUCUGGAAGCACUGCACGACGUCAGUCAAUGGUUGGAGGAUGGAGGAGAAGUAGCCGUGUUUGAUGCUACAAAUUCGACUCUCGAUCGGAGGAAACUCAUACACGACGUCGUAGUCACUAAGAUGGGAUUCAAAUUAUUCUUCGUGGAAUCUAUUUGCGAUGAUCCUGAUAUCAUCGAACAAAACAUCAUGGAAGUGAAAGUCAGUAGUCCCGAUUACGCCAACAUGAAUAAGGAUGCCGUCCUGAGCGAUUUUCUUCAAAGAAUACAACAUUAUCAAGAAAAAUAUGAACCUCUAGACGAAGUUAGAGAAAAAGACGUAUCUUUUAUGAAAAUAUAUAAUACGGGAGAAAAGGUUGUCGUUCAUAAACACGAAGGACACGUACAAGCCAGGAUCGUUUAUUAUUUGAUGAACAUACAUAUAACACCUAGAACCAUUUAUCUAACUAGACAUGGUGAAAGCGAACAGAACUUAGAGGGUAGAAUAGGGGGCGAUUCCAGCUUGAGUCCCAGAGGAAAACAAUACGCGCAUUCUCUAGCUGAAUAUAUUCGCGAACAAAAAUUAGAUGGCUUAAGAAUAUGGACUUCGUGGUUAAAGAGAACCAUUCAAACAGUAUCCGGUCUCCACGUACCGCAAGAAAGAUGGAAAGCUCUCAACGAAAUAGACGCGGGCGUCUGCGAAGAAAUGACUUACGAGGAAAUCAAAGAGAAAUAUCCCGAAGAAUUCGCGGCUAGGGAUAUGAAUAAGUUCGCUUAUAGAUAUCCCAGAGGGGAAAGUUACGAGGAUCUUGUUGCACGUUUGGAACCAGUAAUAAUGGAAUUGGAAAGACAGGGUAACGUUUUAGUCGUGUCACAUCAGGCUGUGCUUCGUUGUCUAUUAGCUUAUUUCUUAGAUAAAACUGCUGAUGAAUUGCCUUACCUGAAAGUCCCUCUUCAUACUAUAAUCAAAUUAACGCCAGUUGCUUAUGGUUGUAGAGUAGAACAUAUACCUUUGAAUAUCGAAUGUGUCGAUACACACAGAGGCAAACCAAACGAACCAGGCCAAAAACCAUCGGUUGCAAUUGAAAAAUAAUCAUUUUUAUUUAAAAGGGCGGAUUGUUUUCAAAAAUUAUAUCAGUUCUGAUAUUUUUUAUUAUCUACUUGGGAUAGGUAAACGAAAUUCUGUUGUUGGUAGAUCAUUUAUUCCUAAAGAGUAUGUUUGAAAGAUUCAAAUUAAUACAAUAAAUAGAAAUCAUUCAAGUUUAUUUGGCAAGUAUAUUUAGAAUGAACACCAGCCAGCUUUCCUUUUCUUAAGCUACUCCCUACCUUCAAAUCUCACUCACUUUUAAUUUUAUCAAGGAUUUUAAUAUUAGGGUAGAAUCCUCAAGUUGUUUCCAAGCCAUUUUCUUUCACACACUCGCUCAAAUAGAAAUCAAACUUGACACUAUGAUGUAUAGUAACAAUUGAUAAUACCAUCAUUAAAAAGCUUAUUGCAUUCUCAAUAUUAUCAUCAUUGUCAAGCUGUUCAAUUUUCAAAAUCUUUCUCUCUUCUAAUCUUAUGUUUAGUGUUAGUUAUAGAUUAAGGGUUACAUUGAACUGCAACUUUGAAAUUUAUUGUCCUCCUAUUAUGCUGACCUCAAUAUUAGAUCUUCGCUACCAGAAGUUCCAUGUCCAAAGCAUUUAAUACGUAUGCUUGUGUUGGCAUUAUAAAACUGAUAUUUCAUCCUUUUCUAUACGGAACCUACACAGUUCUGCUAGACUUAACCUCAUCAGCUAUCUCCUAAUGGAACUGAGCUUCCUGGUGGGACUGUGUCUUAUAAGGAAGCUAGUGAAAAAGUGUAGCAUCAAUUUUUGCUACUAGAGGUGCUUCCUGACGGGAUCCUUUUUGUUCCCUGAACCUUCGGUCAGCAAUUUCUGCUAGACCUAACCUCUACAGCUGCUUCCUAAUAGGACAGUGUCUAUUCUUGUUUCUAUUGAUAUCCAAAUACAUUCUAGAUGUGAUAUAAAAUUCUAGACUUAGAUAAACUGGAAUUUAAUCCUUUUCCUUUUGGAAUCUAUACUCAUCACCUUCUCUAGAUCUAUCCUGUACACGAGGUUAGGUUAUUCUUCUUUCCUAUAUACCUUGGCCUUUGUCUGUAUUAUUACGAAGUUACCAAAUAUUGUGAGAUCUGCAACUUGUAUUCAUUUGAAUCUUAAAAAUCUAAAUUUUAAUUGUAUUUUCAAGUGUUAUAAUUAUUUUUCUAUUGAAAGUUUAUUAGAUAAUAAAUAAGAUUAGAACUGUUUUUAUCUAACACUUUCUAGGAUUGUGAUAAUUAAAAAUAUCGAGAUUUACCUGCACCGUUUAGCUUUAUUUCAAUCAAAAGAUAUACAUAAGGUGUACGGAGACAAUAGGUUGUUAUUUUAGUUUCAAUGGUUUGCGGUGUACUUAUUAGCUCUAAAUAUAGAAUAGCCUUGUUAAUAAUGAGCAGACAAAGUACAAAUUACCGCUCUCAAAAUACCUUAUGUUUAAUUAUCUAUAUUAGGUAGAGGUCUUUCAAUAUUGUUAAUAUAUAACUAAAUAGUUUAUGUUUCUUUCAAUGGAAUCCAAUGGAAUUAACCAAUAAUAUUAAUCCUUAACAGCAGGGGAUUAUAACAUGUAAUUUUUUUUAUUUCGAAUUUAUUAUUCGAUAACUUUUAAUCAGUUUAAAUUUGAAAAAUUACUUCGUACAUAUUGUGAGAUAAAAUUUUCGAAAUAAGCUUCCUUUCUUUUAUAUAUACAUGGCGACAACGUUAUAAUUCAUUAGAUACACUGUGAAUUAGUUACGAAGAAAUUCUUUCAAAUGUUAUUUUGUGAUAUAUUUUGAAUUGUGUCGAAAUUUGUGAAAAAGACAUGCAGAAUUUAAAAAAAAAUUAAAUGAAAUAAAUUGGCCUGGCUCCCUUUAACAAUUUUUCUUGCUUAUGUAAUUUUUCGUAUCGCUAGCCAGUAGAUAAUAGCAACUGACUACGUUUACGCUGAUGUAGCAACAUGACAGAAAAUAUUAAAACACUAUUUUGUUUAAAUAAUUAUUUCUGACAUGAUGUGUAUAUGUGUACGUUAAUAUCCUAACAAACAUAAUUUAUCUUGUCAAAAGUGAAUUUUUCAAUGACUAAGAAUACUGUGAUAUACAAUGUGAUUAAAUGUAUUGGAAGGUAUUUGGUCUGACACAGCUAUGUCAAUAUUAAAUAUUUGAACUUUUAAACUUACAGCUAUUUAAAUCUCGAGUUUUAGAAGAUAUUUGUAUGUUUCCGCUUCUCAAUUUGGGGGGUCACGAAUUAAAAUAAAAAAAAAGAAAAA